Molecule: messenger RNA, 1508 nt
Organism: Sabethes cyaneus
Lineage: Eukaryota; Metazoa; Arthropoda; Insecta; Diptera; Culicidae
Product: methyltransferase-like protein 17, mitochondrial
Exons: 5
Coding region: 64-1437 (457 amino acids)
Biological process (GO): translation
Cellular component (GO): mitochondrial small ribosomal subunit
Molecular function (GO): structural constituent of ribosome; methyltransferase activity
Source: RefSeq, a predicted model, not a curated record
AUUUCUAGGCUAGGCUGGUAAAUAGUAAAAAAUUGUGCCUACGUUCCAGCAACAAAAUCCAAAAUGAGAGCUUGCAACAUUUUAUUGAAAAAUAACGUAGGUUUUUCGAAUUCAAAGCGCUAUCUCUGCACGGCAGCCAAAUGUAAGCUCGAAGUCGCUUUGGUUGACUCGACAAAUGAAGCUCUUGAAUCUGGCCGAUAUAAACAUCGCUAUCACGAGGGUCGAGUUACAAGCGGAUGUAUCAGUGUACCGAACUCGAUAGCAUCUGCCAUAGUAAAAAGUUGUAAGGACCAUCCGCUAAAGGCUCUGAUAACUGAGGGAGCUAAAUUGGACAAUUUUGUGCGUUCCCGAAAGGCUCCGCUGGAGAGAGACGAGCUGCGGAAGAAAAUAAGCAAGUUGAAGCAAGAUGUGGGACAAGAGAUCUGCAACAAAAGAGAUACAGAAGCAAUGACGGAGGAGCAAACUACCUAUUUAAACAAGGUAAUCGACGCCCAGUCAAUGAAACGUGCCAAACAAACGAUUUACGCCUGGAAACCAAUUGGCUACGAUGAGUUCAAAGGCCUUCAGUAUUUGCUGGGACGAUCCGCAACGGAAUAUGCAGUGUUAACUCAAAUUUUCGAAGAAAUUAGAAAGCGAAAUCCGGAAUUCAAGCCACGUAGUUUUCUAGAUUUCGGAUCCGGAGUUGGAACUGGAACGUGGGCAGCAGCCAACCUAUGGAAGGAAAAUAUUUUCGAGUACGUCUCUAUUGACGCGUCCGCCGAAAUGAACGAUCUUGCCGAGUUGAUCCUUCGAGGCGGCGACAGUAAUAAAACCAUGAGUUUGCGCAAUGUUUUCUAUCGACAAUUUUUACCGGCAUCGCACAACAGCAAGUAUGAUAUUGUUUUAAGUGCUUUCUCCCUAUUUGAAUUGCCGACAAAGCAAACUCGACUGGAUGUUGUUGAAAAUCUGUGGAACAAAUGCGAUGAAUUUCUAGUGUUGGUCGAACAUGGCUCUUUGGCAGGAUUCUCGUUAAUUGACGAAGCAAGACAGUUUUUGAUUGACAAAAAUAGUGCUGAUGGCUGCGAGUAUCAUAUAUUUGCACCUUGUCCACAUAGUCAGCCGUGUCCACGUGUAAGUUUGGCAGAUGGAACGCCGUGUAAUUUUGAAGUAACGUACAAUCAGUUACCGAUUUUGAACCCAGCGGCAGCGAGCAAAUAUCCUUAUUCAUAUGUCGUAUUUCGGAAAGGAAUUUCAACCGCACAGCAAGACAAAUACCCGCGUCUAGUGAGGUCCACGCUCGUUCGAGCGAGGCAUUCCAUCUGUCGAAUGUGUACGGAUCAGGGCGAGCUGCGUGAGGUUAUUUUUUCGGCUUCCAAGCACGGAAAAAAUCUUUACAGAUGCGCUAGAUCGAGCGAAUGGGGUGAUCAAUUGCCAAUAAUUGUUGGGAAGGAAAGUUGACUUAAAACAAUAUUUCAGUUAACUAUUCUAUAGCUUUAUUAGAAUAAAAAGUCUGUAAGAAAUGGAUAAUA